This is a messenger RNA of Orycteropus afer afer, 3069 nucleotides long. It is a transcript of the gene GRIN3A, whose product is annotated as glutamate ionotropic receptor NMDA type subunit 3A. Gene Ontology annotation, molecular function: NMDA glutamate receptor activity; transmitter-gated monoatomic ion channel activity involved in regulation of postsynaptic membrane potential. The record is from RefSeq and is a predicted model, not a curated record. Gene Ontology annotation, biological process: synaptic transmission, glutamatergic; ionotropic glutamate receptor signaling pathway; monoatomic ion transport. The transcript has 11 exons. Gene Ontology annotation, cellular component: plasma membrane; postsynaptic membrane. NCBI's taxonomy places the organism in Eukaryota, Metazoa, Chordata, Mammalia, Tubulidentata, Orycteropodidae. Bases 1 to 3069 code for a protein of 1022 amino acids.
AUGAGGAGACUGAGUUUGUGGUGGCUGCUGAGCAGGGUCUGUCUGCUGCUGCCGCCGCCCUGCGCACUGGUGCUGGCCGGGGUGCCCAGCUCCUCCUCGCACCCGCACCCCUGCCAGAUCCUCAAGCGCAUCGGGCACGCGGUGAGGGUGGGCGCGGUGCACCUGCAACCCUGGGGCGCCGGGGCCGAGACCCUUUGGCCGCGGGACGCCCUCCUCUUCGCCGUGGACAAUCUGAACCGCGUGGAGGGACUGCUGCCCUACAACCUGUCUCUGGAAGUCGUAAUGGCCAUCGAGGCGGGCCUGGGCGACCUGCCGCUGCUGCCCUUCUCCUCCCCUAGCUCGCCGUGGAGCAGCGACCCGUUCUCCUUUCUGCAGAGCGUGUGCCACACCGUGGUGGUGCAGGGGGUGUCGGCGCUGCUCGCCUUCCCCCAGCGCCAAGGCGAGAUGCUGGAGCUGGACCUGGUCAGCUCGGUCCUGCACAUCCCGGUCAUCAGCAUCGUGCGCCAGGAGUUUCCGCGGGAGAGUCAGAAUCCCCUUCACCUACAGCUGAGUUUAGAAAAUUCCUUAAGUUCUGAUGCUGAUGUCACUGUCUCAAUCCUGACCAUGAACAACUGGUACAAUUUUAGCUUGUUGCUGUGCCAUGAAGACUGGAACAUCACUGACUUCCUCCUCCUCACGCAGAAUAAUUCCAAGUUCCACCUCGGGUCGAUCGUCAACGUCACCGCCAACCUCUCCUCCACUGACGACCUCUUGAGCUUCCUGCACGUCCAGCUUGAGAGUAUUAGGGACAACACACCUACAGUGGUGAUGUUCGGCUGCGACAUGGAAAGCAUCCGGCAGAUUUUCGAAAUCACCACCCACUCUGGGGUAACGCCGCCCGAGCUACAUUGGGUGCUGGGAGAUUCCCAGAAUGUGGAGGAACUGAGGACAGAAGGUCUGCCCUUAGGGCUCAUUGCACAUGGAAAAACAACACAGUCUGUCUUUGAGUACUACGUGCAGGAUGCCAUGGAGCUGCAGCGAACCAGGUUUCUAGCCAACACCACUUUCAGAGGCCUCAGUGGUUCCAUCAAAGUGAAAGGUUCCACCAUCGUCAGCUCAGAUAACAACUUUUUCAUCUGGAAUCUGCAACAUGACCCCAUGGGAAAGCCAAUGUGGACUCGCUUGGGCAGCUGGCACGGGGGGAAGAUUGUCAUGGACUAUGGGAUAUGGCCAGAGCAGGCGCAGAGGCACAAAACCCACUUCCAACACCCAAGUAAGCUACACUUGAGAGUAGUUACCCUGAUUGAGCACCCAUUUGUCUUCACACGCGAGGUCGAUGAUGAAGGCUUGUGCCCUGCUGGCCAACUCUGUCUAGACCCCAUGACUAAUGACUCCUCUAUACUGAACAGUCUUUUUAACAGCCUCCAUAGCAGUAACGAUACAGUGCCCAUCGAGUUCAAGAAAUGCUGCUAUGGGUAUUGCAUCGAUCUUCUAGAAAAGCUAGCAGAAGACAUGAACUUUGACUUUGACCUCUAUAUUGUUGGGGAUGGAAAGUAUGGAGCCUGGAAAAAUGGGCACUGGACUGGGCUGGUGGGUGACCUUCUCAGUGGGACAGCCCACAUGGCAGUCACUUCCUUCAGCAUCAAUACUGCACGAAGCCAGGUGAUAGAUUUCACCAGCCCUUUCUUCUCCACCAGCUUGGGCAUCUUAGUGAGGACCCGAGACACAGCAGCUCCCAUUGGAGCCUUCAUGUGGCCACUCCACUGGACCAUGUGGCUGGGGAUUUUUGUGGCUCUGCACAUCACUGCCAUCUUCCUCACUCUGUAUGAAUGGAAGAGUCCUUUUGGUAUGACUCCUAAGGGACGGAAUAGAAGUAAAGUUUUCUCCUUCUCUUCAGCCUUGAAUGUCUGUUAUGCUCUCUUGUUUGGUAGAACAGCAGCCAUCAAACCCCCAAAGUGCUGGACUGGAAGGUUUCUAAUGAACCUCUGGGCCAUUUUCUGUAUGUUUUGCCUUUCCACAUAUACAGCAAACUUGGCUGCCGUCAUGGUAGGUGAGAAGAUCUAUGAAGAGCUUUCUGGAAUACAUGACCCGAAGCUCCAUCAUCCCUCCCAAGGCUUCCGCUUCGGAACUGUCCGGGAAAGCAGUGCUGAAGAUUACGUGAGGCAAAGCUUUCCAGAGAUGCAUGAGUAUAUGAGAAGGUACAACGUACCAGCCACCCCUGAUGGAGUGCAGUACCUGAAGAAUGAUCCAGAAAAACUUGACGCCUUCAUCAUGGACAAAGCCCUUCUGGAUUAUGAAGUGUUAAUAGAUGCUGACUGCAAACUGCUAACCGUGGGGAAGCCAUUUGCCAUAGAAGGAUAUGGCAUUGGUCUCCCACCCAACUCUCUGCUGACCUCCAAUAUAUCUGAUCUGAUCAGUCAAUACAAGUCACAUGGGUUCAUGGAUGUACUACAUGACAAGUGGUACAAGGUGGUUCCCUGUGGCAAGAGAAGUUUCGCCGUCACUGAGACUUUGCAGAUGGGCAUCAAACACUUCUCUGGACUCUUCAUGCUGUUGUGCAUUGGAUUCGGUUUGUCCAUCUUGACAACCAUUGGUGAGCACAUAGUGUACAGGCUGCUGCUACCACGAAUCAAAAAUAAAUCCCGGCUGAAAUACUGGCUCCACACCAGUCAGAGAUUACAUAGAGCACUGAACACAUCCUUUGUAGAGGAAAAGCAGCAACGCUUCAAGACUAAACGUGUGGAAAAGAGGUGCAGCGUAGGCCCUCGUCAGCUUGCCGUGUGGAAUACUUCCAACCUGGGUCAUGACAACCGGUGCAAAUACAUCUUUCACGACGAGGGAGGCCCAAGCCAGGCGGGCCUCCUGAGCCAGCAGGACCUCCCUCUGCCUCCCAGGAGGAGAGCGCGCCCCGCCUCCCUAACCACCAAUGGGAGAGCAGAUGCCCUCCACGGAGCUCGGAACUCGGUGGCGCAGGAGCUCUCGGAGCUGGAGCGGCAGAUCCAGGUGCUCCGCCAGGAGCUGCAGCUGGCCGUGAGCCGGAAAUCAGAGCUGGAGGGGUACCAAAGGACCGAGCGGACGCGCGAGCCCUAG